Molecule: messenger RNA, 677 nt
Organism: Cydia splendana
Lineage: Eukaryota; Metazoa; Arthropoda; Insecta; Lepidoptera; Tortricidae
Product: phospholipase A2-like
Exons: 4
Coding region: 53-625 (190 amino acids)
Biological process (GO): phospholipid metabolic process; arachidonate secretion
Source: RefSeq, a predicted model, not a curated record
UUACCGCUCAUUCUUCUCACUUCUCUGAACGUUAGCAGUUGGCUUAGCUGAAAUGUUUGCAAUGGCUAAGAUUUCGUGUCUUGUAGUAGUAAUUAUGUUUGAAUUGAGUACUAGUUGGGUUAUAAAUGAUGUGGACUUACAGAGUUUAAGAGAAAGAGGUCUGAUUGACGACAGCAACGAAAUGAAAAUGGACGAGUCUGAACUCAGAUUCAGUCUGAUUUAUCCAGGUACAAAAUGGUGCGGCGCCGGCGACAUAGCGGACGGCUACGAUGAUCUCGGCCCCGCCCGGGAGACCGACAUGUGCUGCCGCGACCACGACCACUGCCCCGACACCAUAACAGCGGGCCAGACCAGGCACAAUCUCACUAACAAUGCCUUCUACACGCGAUUGAUCUGCGAAUGCGACGAGAAGUUCCGCCUGUGCCUGCGCGCCGCCAAGAGCAAAAUCGCCAAACAGAUCGGGACAGUCUACUUCAACGCACUAGACACCAAGUGCUUCCGGGAGGACUACCCUGUGGUCGGGUGCAACAAGAAAGGAGGAUGGUUGAACAGCAAAUGCCUGGAGCCCAAAUAUAACACGGACGGUAAGCAGCGGUACCAGUGGUUUGAUGUACCAAAUUAUUAAUCUAAUCGUAUUAUAAUUAAUAUUUAUUUUAGUCGAUAAGUAUAGUACCUAG